Molecule: messenger RNA, 1490 nt
Organism: Lobosporangium transversale
Lineage: Eukaryota; Fungi; Mortierellomycota; Mortierellomycetes; Mortierellales; Mortierellaceae
Exons: 5
Coding region: 186-1391 (401 amino acids)
Biological process (GO): protein methylation
Cellular component (GO): nucleus
Molecular function (GO): protein methyltransferase activity
Source: RefSeq, a predicted model, not a curated record
UUCCCAAGCAACCCCAUGCUUUAUUCCAUUCGUGACACCAGAUCUGACAAAGACGUUUCUUUUUUUGUCAUAUUCCUGGUCUAUGAUCGGAUGAAUUUAGUAAGUAAGGGGCACUACCUUUUGUUUUUCUAGCACAGCCACCGACAAUCAAAAUGUGGAAAGUUCAUCUCCAUUGACGUAAUUCCAUGUCGACCUCACAUCGCCAUACAUCCCAACUCAAGGAUGUUCUAGAAGACGAACAGUGCGAGCGACCUUCCAAGCGACUUCGAGCUGAUAGUCCAUUGGGGAUGUCCUCUACUGCUUCAUUACCAUUAUCUAAUCAAUUCUCUGAUCCCGCUUCAUCACGAACGUGCUCAGACCAAAACCAAAAAAUCAUCCGUAACAAUUUAGACAUCGAAGAUGGGGGCAGUGAUAAUAACAAUAAUCUAAGCCUAGAGGAUGAAAGCCUCAAGGAUGGGGACAGUAGUCAGGGAGACGAUGAAGAUGAUAUAGUCUUAUCUGAAGUGCAUAUCGAUCCAAUAAAUGGUCGAGUGGAUGGGAGGUGGAUGGUGUCUCUCUUUCAAAUCGGAAAAGCUGUCGAGAGGCAUGAUAAAAGGCAUUUGGCAAAUACAGAAGAGCAAUUCGAAAUGUCGUGGGAAUAUGCUGUAGAAAUACGACAUGCCAUGGGAACAACGUUGAAAAGUGUUGGCUCACAGGUUUGGAUGGGUAGUUUCCUCUUGGUAGACUGGAUGUCCUCAAUCAAGGAUCAGCUGAAUGGCAGUGUAGCAUUCGAGCUUGGCGCAGGGACAGGUCUCACCAGCAUAGCUCUUUCUCUCCUAACAGGGGUCGAACGGAUAUUCUGCACCGAUUAUGACACGGAUGUUUUAUUGAAUUGUGAGCGGAACGUAAUUAAUAACAGCCAUCUAGUUAAGACUUCAGAAAGCGAUGGUUCAACAUUUUUUAAUAACCGCAUUCUUCCCCGAACCUAUAACUGGUUGAUGGAUGAUCCAAUGGAUAGUAGCUCCUGCACAUCCACGCCAGAAAGAUUCGACUGGAGUAAAGAGGAGAUUGAGCAAUGGAGGAGCCGAGGCACAUUUAUCUUUGCAGCAGACGUUGUUUAUGAUGACUCGCUCACGGACGCGUUGAUUAGAUGUCUGGAAAAACUACUAUUGGAUCCGCUUCCAAAAGAUCAUCCACGCCAUGAUAUCGGCCGCAUUGCAUACUUGACAAUGGAAAAAAGAUACAAUUUCUCGCUUGACGAGUUGGAUGUUGUGGCACAAGCGCACGACUACUUUGUCAAGAAGAUGAGUCAAUCUAACAUGAUUGAAGCUCAACGAAUUGACUGCACAGAAUUAGACCACUAUUGCGACUACAAGAGAUCUAAAGAUCUGGUACGAAAGCAAGCGGAGUGAUUUAUUCUUUUAUCUUCAUGAUGCAUCACUGACACUGCCCUCCGUGCCAAUUAGGUAUUGUUUCAAGUCGUGAAAAGACAUUACGCCACCAACUGAUCA